AGUUCGUUUAUAAUGUUUAUUGUUUCGGAGAAUAUUUCCUCAGCUGCUUUCGUUUUUCGCGCAAAGAAUGGCGGUAACCGACAACCGUUUUAAUCUAAACACCUUCGAAUUGUUGCGUUUUUUUUCUCUCGUUAUGUUGGGGUAUAAACGGUGAGAGCAUAUUUGGUUUAUGCGCUCUCACCGUUGUUCUGGUACGCUGUAGUGUUCGAACGGCAUUCACACCCUUGUUUUUCCCUUUGCUUACUCACUACAUGAACUAAUAAGUGUGUGUUGUACUACGUCUACUACACGUAUAUCCGUGUGCUCUAUUGUGAUGAGAAAAGUAUAACAAAAUGAUUGAUAGAGAGUGCUAGAGCGAGACAAAACUCUACGCACAUACACAAUCGCACUGAUGUUGCUACAUGCGAAUACCAUUCGGGGGGCUGCCUUCACGCAAUUUUCGCGGUGACAGAUCGUUCUACCAACACCGUCGCAAUGUGGUGAUACUACGCACUACCACCAACGUGGUGAUACUUAGGUUCGGCACCCGACACAGCUGAGAGGCACUCGAAGUGCGUCUCUAGAGUGUGUGGUGUAGGUUAGUAGUGCACCCACUCUGGAUAAGGUUUGUACAGUUUCCGUUGGUGUAUGUUAUCGCACGACCGGAACCGGUGUGGGAAAACGUAUCGGUAAAGGCGGUAUCGUCCAUUUGCUGCUUGCCUUGCGGUUCAAGCACGUCUCUUGGCACGAUAAAUUGUCUUGGGUUAAUGUCGUUUACUUCGUUUAUUUGUAUAACGUGUUUAUCAACGGUUGCUAAACGGGGAACAAGUGUCUAGAGUCUAGUGUAGUGUAUCAUCCAAUUGGGUUGUAGGGCGAAAACGUUGCUCACAGCUGAAGUAGAUAAGGAGAAGUCGUUGAAAUUAGUUUGAAAAAUCACUAAACUAAACAGUCGCAACCCUAUUCGUUCUUCUUUCGAACCCCGAAUGGUUCCAUUUGUGCUUCCAAGUGCUGAAUGUGACACCCCGGAUGAAUUAUUAACAGAGUUUUAUGUCAUCCCUCCCCAAAAAAAAAUUAAUUCCCCUGUGCGUGCGUGCGUGCGUCCGUACGUUUAUUUACGAAGGCACCACAUUCACCCGUUUGGACAUUUCUUGCUUUUUCAAUAAUAACAAAACGAGCUUUGUACACAUGCUCAAAUAAAAGGGAAGAAACCCGUUGCAACAUUAAAAUUGGGACACGAGUCAAAGCGAGACAGGGAAUGGUUUUGUUUGCACGCAUUCUCCCUCACGCACAUAUCACAAGUUGCGUUCGAGUUGGCACGCACGAAAAACUGGCUUUUCGCUCUUCCCACGAUUCAUUCAUUUCACACACUCUCGCGCUGUGUUGAGAUAUACAUACGUCACUAUUUCACUGCUCUCGCGUUUUGUUGUGCUGAUAAUCAGGAGCGGAAACAAAUGCUGCUUUUUUGCUUCUUCAAUUCCAUCUAGUGUUUCACUAGAUUUCUCACCUUUCUCGCGUUAACCUUGUGGUUUGAUGAAUGGUGUGAUGGUGAAGCAGUAUGUGAAUUAUAAUGUAGUAGUGGUUGAAUGUGUAGCAAACACAGCAGCACAGUAGUACACGCAGCAACACAUGAGUGUGUAAAUAUGUGAAAAUUCAAUAGAAAUUUAAAAAAAGUUUAUCUUAACCUUAACUUUUAGUGAUUGAUAAUAGUUGUUUAAAAUUCAAAUGACUUGAAUGCUGCAAAUAGUUGUGAAUAAUCGUAAAAAAAUAAAUGAAUCAGUUCAUCUCACAAUUAUGCACUAUGAGAGCGCAAUGAAUGAAUGAUAAUUUGUGGGAUAGUGAGAAGAGCAGAUGCAUUGCGAGUGAACCCGCAUUGUUCGAUGAGGAGAAAGGAUACGUUCUUCUCACCUUUAUCUCACUUUUGUAGAUUAUGUGUGUAGGGACGAGUGAGUGGUAGCGCCAUUAAACAAACGGAGCGUAAAGUGUAUCAUUGUUAGCAGUUUGUAUUAAUAGAAAAUUGCUUUGUAAUCGUCGUUUUUACAUAUUAUUAAUCUUGUUUACAAACACAAAACCACAAUAGAUUUGAAGAAGUCUCAGUGAGCAAAAUUAGAAAAUUGUAUCAAAUCAAUUUUAUUUUAUAAAAAAAUCAUUCCCAUGGAUGAAAAUGUUGCUUCAUUUAUAGGAAUACAGGUGUAAUAGGUUGGUUUAAUAUUUUCGAAAUCUGUUAACACUUAUUACAAUACUCCUUGAGUGUUAGCGUUAGAAUAAAAAAAGUACUAAACAGAAGAAUAAAUUUCAUUUGAUUUGUUUCUUUGUUCGAAACAUUUUGCAAUCGAGAAUUGGUUGUAAAAAUAAAACAAGGUCGUAUCGCUAAUAGCUUCAUGGUCGCUUGGGCAGAAAAAAAAACUGCUGCCUGAUUAAGCUAAUUAAUCAUUGCCCCGCUUAUCAUCUCCAUAGAUGACAUGAGAUGAUGGCACCCGCCUUCGUGAUGACACGUUUAGUGUCACUUUUUUCCUACUUCUUUACACAUCUACAACGAUGCAAGUAAUGGAACCAGCACCAGGAAACUCACAAUCUGAUAAUUUGGGAUAAGGGUAUAGGCAGAACGCAAGUAACUAAGGGAGAUUGAAAAAAGAGGAUGAAAAAGUUCAUCCGAUCAAAAAAGGGUGCUGAUUUUCAAAUCUUUAUGACCCGGUUUUGUUCUCUGCUUAGGUGGGAGUAUUAUUUAGUACUGUCCGAGUUUCCGAGUUUAAAAACUAGGAAUUUCGGUUUUAAUCCUAUAAGUUUGAUUUACUGAUUGAUAGGUUUAUAUCUUUACUUUAAGAGGUAUAGUUUUGAAGUUUUGGUACAUUUAUUUAAUGAUAUUUUUAUCACAAUGUUUAUAAACUUUCUACGAGUAUGCCAUUUUUUUUAUUUUUAUUGAGCACAAUCAUACGAAACUCGUCAUUUAAAGGUGUUAUCCGUUAACAUUACACUGUUACGGAAACCUUCUAUAUUAUUUACCGCCAUCUGUGUUUUAUUCAUCCGUGAAACUAAUCUCUCAAAGAAAAGAAAACGAAUUACAAUCACCUAAAGAAACCUUAUGUUGCUCUCCAUAUAAAGGCAGCGAGAAAAAAGGGGUCCCAAAAGCGGUUCACUGUAACUCCGUGUAUCGUAUCCCCAAAAACUUACAUCUACCACAACAUACCAACGCUCAUGUAACCUUUCCAACCUUCGGCACACGUACAAAUAUCAAAGGAAACCUCGAAAACCUGCCCGAUGUGUGUGUGUGUGAGUACGUGUGCUAAAUUGACGUUCUUGUCUUUAUCGUCGUUUGAUUCUCGUUCGAUAUUCCAUAUUCGUUGCACCAUCAAAACACUGUUAACAUGCUGUUAACAUGUGUGUGCGGCUUCUUCGACACCGUAGCAGCAGCAUAUGUUUCAAGCAUUGUCCCUUUUGUCCAGGACAGUAUCAGGUCUCGGACAUAUGCAACACAUUGAAGCGAGGCCCAGCUGGGCAAAUAAAAGCAUUGUUUGUGGGUGUUGGAUGUUUCCGUUGUGGAAAGGAAAUACAUUGUUUUUUUUUUUCUUCCUUUUAUGUGUUUCGUGAGGAAAAUGUCUGGUUUAUAAUCAUUAGAAAUUAAUUUGAGUGCGUUAUGGUGAGGUAAAAAUUUAAAGUCUACUUAUCGCUUAAUUAGAAACAUUUGUGUCAUGUAUUUUUUGCUUUAAAGAAUGGUUAAAUAUUUCCUUAUGAUAUAAAAAUUUAACCAAUGGUCAAAUGUAAUCAUCAUUAAGCUCUUAAGUGUGUUAGUGUUACAACAAUAAAACCAUAGCCAGCCUCUUCUGGUUUCAAAGCAUUUCUAGAAGGAGAAAUAAUCUGUUGCUUCUGCUGUAGAACGAUGCUCAGCGUUGGAUUACUUCCGCUUCCGGUACUUGUGCGUCGCCUGGUGUGUCGAUACUACCAUUUCUUGCCAUUCUUGCCGGAUUCACUCUUUCCAAGCUGCGUAAAAUAGCAAACAAUUCUGAGCGAGUUCUUUUUUUUUUGUUACACCCGCUGAGGUGAGCAACUCUGAGCGAUAAAAGGUGAAAAUUCUCGCUCGUCGGUAUGCAUCUCACGUCCGUAGAUGCAGAUGUGCACCAUCACACGAUGCACCGUCUACCAUUUUCCAAUUCUCACACACCGAACAGAAGGGAGGAAGCAGACAUGUAUUUCCACACCCGAAACGCGUUGGGGUAGUCACUGUUUCACUUCCUUGCGAUUUGUUUAUUUCGUUUCAAUUACAACGGAAUUAAUGUGUUUUUCCAUUGCUAUAAAGAUGCCCAGCAAGCAAAGUGCAAUCUUCGAUUCCGUGCGAGUGGCAAACGUGAAAAUGGGAAUUGCACUUUUAUUGGAUUUUCAUCCGACAGUGUGUGUGAGUCCCGGCGAUCUGUGCAAGAUCUUUGUGUACGUUUUGCGUUGUUUGUUCCGAUGGCUUAGUUUUCAGCCUGCCCGUUGGAGACAAUCACACAACAGUGGGCAGACGCACGCGAAGGAUAGAUUUUUUUGGGUUAUUUUCCUUUGUUUUGCUUAUUUACUAACCUUCUAAAGUGGAGUUUCGUUUUUCUUGCUUGGCCUGGUUGUUGUUAUCUUUUUUCCUGGUGUCUAGGCAUGCAGCAGCACACUGAACAGGAAGUUUAUUUGUUUGUGUUUGUUUAUCUGUUUAUUUUCGUCCCGUAAACGAAUAAUGUUUACGAUCGGGCUCAAAUUCUAUUGGAAGAUGUAGCGCGCAAGCAUUGAUGUGAUGUGGUUUCAUGUUGUUAAUGGUGGUGGUUAGGGUGAUACAUACGGUUGAGUCUGAAUCCCCCAGGAAUGCACCACUCGAUCAUUCAAAUGCAUACAUCAGGGUUUCUAGAAGAAAAAAAAUGCUGUCUGAAUCAUCACACAUUCCACGUUACGUAGACAAUGGUACAAUCGUUUCGAUUAAACAGAGUUUUGAAACAAAUAAAAACUAAUAUGUAAUAUCACUGCAUCAUCUUCUCAAGUUGUGAUACCUCAAAUUGUAACAGAUUGAUUCCUUACCGGAUGGUUGGAGCCUCAUUUGCAUUCCAGAUGUGCGCCACAUUCUCACCUUAAGCCGUUUAUUUAUUUGUUCGAACGGUUCUUCGCCUUUCCCUGAUAACCGUAACUCCUGACACACGGGGGGGUUGGAAAAAUGCAAAUAGCUCCCGACGGUCGGAACACUGACGACAAUCAGACUCGCACAAAUCGUCAUGAGCCCACUGAGCUGGUGACUGCACCCGCGAUUGCACCCGCGAUUGCGUCCAAUUGCACGGGGUAGCGCGGAUAGUUGUUUUACAUAAUCUUGACUAAUUGAUAGUGAUAGAGUGGCAUGUUUAUUGCCAAUCGCCCCGUCGAAGGUGCGGAUUCAGCGAGGUCAGCUUGACAUUUGCACCCAGGUGUAGGAUUGAGAGAAGAUGUUCGUAAUACUGUGAUAACAAAGAAAUGUUGAGGUUUGGAGUUUGAAAAAGAAUAUUGUAGACAAGCUUCUUGGUCCAGUGCAUAGCUGAGUAGGAUUUUUAUUAACAUCAAAUACUAUGCCAUCAAUAUCCGAUCAGAAAUCGAAGAGAUUUAUUGAAAAACCUUGAUGUCCGAAGUUGUCCAAUUGAAGAACUCUCUUUUUGAGUAUUUGUUUCAAGUAGUACAUAACAGUUUGGUUCCUAUUUUUGGCUUUAAAUAACAUCGAUUCACCCCGACCGUACUGUUCUAGCUAUAUCUAUUUCCAACAUUAAGUAGAGUUACAGCGUUCCUAUCACAAUAAUGUUCUCCUUCCUAGCAGCUAUUGUCAAUACGGUUCGUUUAUACAUAUGGUACGACGAAUAUGAUUUUCUCGUCUAAAGUUUCCAUCGUUUACGUUUCGGAACGCGGUGAUAGGAUGUAAAGCAAUGAUGAGGGCAUUGGAUCGAUCACCAGCUGUCGGUUAUUUGGCCUUCGUUUCAGCAUGGCGACACCUUUUUCUGCCUAGUUUCGUUUGCACUUUUCAAACACAUCAUUACUGGGACGAUACUUGUCAGCCCCACCGGCCUAGGCCAGCAUCAUCGGGGGUGAGUUGUUGUUUUGUUACCGUCGUCCAUCGUUACCAUGCAGAGCCACCCAGGGCAGUGCAAUUUCAGUUGGCUCAGUUGCCCAACGGCACCUGAUAUUGGUUGGAAUUGGAUGCGGUACGGACCGGGGGUGCGGACAUACAGCACCGAGCGCUGACGAGUGUAUAGCGAUUCAUUUUGUGCUCCGGAUCGCCUCCAGGGGAACUUACCUUUCCGCAUGAGAGGCCGGCGAUGUAAUAUGCGGCUCUCCCGUGCGUUAGCUCUCCAGUGUAGGCGUCCGGCCUUCCUACGGAGAUGCUGCUCUACCGAGGCAGAAAUAGAAACCGAUAAAAAGCUGAUCGAAAUGUGCGGACUUGUUGCGGGUCUUGUCCAUCCGUACGAAUCUUCCCACCGAUAUCCGUAGGCUGGUUUUUGGUGACGACAGAGCAAAAUAAACGGAAUUAUUAACGAAGGAUAACUGUCCCCAGGCGGGUUUUUGCAGCAGGGAUGGUUCCCGGUUGUCGCGCUCAUAGAAAGGUUAAAAGUUAUCACGGCAGAAACAGAAAGUACUGGAAAUUGCAUUGAUUUUCACUCCAACGCACACCGUUCCGAUCACUUUCGCGAACACGUGUAACUUCGCUGGACGUGGGUUUUGUGCAAACUGCGAUUUGUUUUUGCCACUUUGCACGAAAUGUAAAAGGAGGAAAAAGGGAAUGUAAAGGUACGAAAAUAGCAAUCGUACUAAAAUUGGAAUCUGCCAAGAUGCUAAAAAUAUAAUGCAGUUAAACACACCACGAUGCUAGCGAUUGUAUUUGCCACGACGGGAAAACGGUUGGAGAACAGAACGUUUGGGCUUUAUUGUGACGAGAGAUACUUCAUGAUAGAUAUUUUUAAACUUAAUUAGCUUAUCAUUGAUGUGCUUCUGAGCGAGGGUGCUUUUCUAAAACCAUCUGUAGCUGUACAUUCGGAACAUCCAAUCAAUCUGAAAGUUAGGCUUCUGCUGAUUGCAUGUAAAAUUUUCCACCUCAUUUGGUUUCGUUUCAUUAUCCACUGUUGUUUACAUGUUUAUAGUUUGUUUUGAUUUACCCUCUCUCUUUAUUCAUUAUCCAGUCGUUAAAAAAACAGCUUUAAAAGUGUAUUGCCGAACAAUAAUGUGUCAACUUAUGUACGAAUGUUUUAAAACGGUGUGUUAUUUAAUUGCCUCGUGAUGUUUCUCUCGCCAAACUUCUCGUGCCUCUUACUUUGAUGUGCUCCAGCAUUUUGUGUGUUCCAACAUUUGGUUUCGAAAACAACUCUGGUCUGCACCCUUGCUUAUCGCAUCGUAACAUUCACAUUCCAGCUAAAAACCGUGUGCUAAUGUAGUGUUUAAUUGCGUAUCGUUUCACCAACUCAAGUGACACUUGCAAUGGGCAAAGAUGUUGUUGUGCCACUGUGUUUUUUUGUGUUGCAGUGGAUAAAACAAUCCCUUGCCCCAAUAGAGUGGACUGAUUGAAUGCUUCUUCUAGUAUUAGCCAUCGAAACAGUGGUAAUGUGGCUAGAGUGUCUACCGUUAAAAAGCUUCACAAAUCAAUCCCAGAAAGUUCGAAUGGAUUUUAAGUCUGCUGUUCGCAUUUCGUUAGCUGUUGCAAGUAACCGUUAGGGAAAGGUUGUGAGCACCUUUUUUGGCGAAUUGUUGCGUUGCGAAUCGAUCCCGAUCGAUACGAAAAUUGCACCGCCAAAACCAUCCCGUACCACCGUGAACGGUGUCGAUAUGCAGCGCCGUGGCGGGAUGGCACCGGCUGCAGUUUUAACGCAACAGCAGCAACAGCAGCAACAUCCGCAACAACAACAGCAGCCACAACCACAUCAUCCACCGGCGAGAAGUGAUCCAGCGACGGUUUCGGCAUCGCAAAGCAAAGACAAUGCCGUCUCCCGUCACGGACAGCAUUUGAAGAAAUCAUCGUCGUCCGAUACUGGUGGCAGCAACACCGGCAACAGUAGCGGUGGAACCGGUGGAACGGCAGCCGGUUCCGGAUCGGGCAGCUCUGGCAAACGAACGCACGGUACCGGUACGAGCACGAUGGGUAACGCCCACCAGGACAAUGACCAUACCGGCGAAAAUACGGGCGUCGUUAGUGGUUUAAGCAGUUCCGGUUCUGGAUCCACCUCGAACAAGGAUAAAGAUGAGGAUGAUAUUUACGAGUUUAAAUCAACGCCGAAAGAUUCCAGCUCGAGCUCGAGCGAUGAAAAGGAAAGUGGAGGCACGUCCAACAAGAAAGGAUCGUCCGGAGAUAAAUCGGCCGAGGUCGAUAAGCAAUCGCCCGGUACACAACACCAUGACAGUGAAUCGCACGGUUCACAGGAACACGCGCGCGAAGGUUCGGCAAGAGAUGGAACGUCUGGUACACAGCAGUCACGUGACGAUUCGCAAACACAGCACCCGUCCCUGCAACAAUCCGCAUCGGAAGGUGGCGAAAAGCAGUCGCAAAAGGAGGGACAAUCGAAUGGGACAUCCUCUUCAUCAUCGGCUACGGUUUCUUCUGGCGCGACUGGGAAUAGCACGAUCGGAACCGAUCAUGGAACGGGCAGCACACCUACCAAUAGUGCAAGUACAACCAGUGGCAACAGUGCUGGAAUCGAGCGUUCUAAUACGGGUGGAUCAACCGGAGGAACCAGUGCUAGCGGCAUAUCGUCCUCGUCAUCAUCCGCUUCCGGUGUUCCGAAACGAGCAUUUGCCGAACUAAACGAUGGUGCGGACGAAAGUGGCACUACGAACGAAGACGAAACGAAGCGCAAGAAACGGAAGGAAACCGAUCCACUCGGCGGUCUGGGUGGCGUUGGUAGUGGUAGCAGUGUAAAAGAAACAUCCUCUUCCACUUCUGGCACGUCUGGUGCUAGUGGAGCGGGAUCUUCAACGUCCACUUCGUCGGGGAAAUCAAGCAGCAGUGCGAGUGGUAAUCGUGGGUCAGCACCUCGCCAAGAAAAGGGUGCAAAGUCCACCGGUGUACCAUCUUCAAAAACGCUCGGUUUAUCCGGUAAGAAUACACUGGAUCGCAAAAGUCCUUGCGCUAGCCCAAAACCAUCGCAGGGUGGUGUGACCGGUACGGGAGGGAACAGUGCUAGUACCGGCAGUGCUUCAUCAUCCACGGCAGCAAACACUGGCACUAGUGGGGGAACGUCCGCAGUAGGUGGAUCUUCGAGUACGGGAAAAGGUGGAUCGUCUGGUACGAGCAGCAGCAACGACAGUGACGGUGAAACUGGCAGCGCUGCCACAAUGGGUGGUACAGAAGAUGGAAUGGGUGGAAAGAACAGUGGAGAGUCCGGGUUUGGUGGUAGCUCCGGAGGAGGUGGUCCGAAAGUUCCACCACUGAAGAUUGUCAUUCCGCAGCAGAGUACGACCGGCGACGCCGAAGUUGGUGGAAACACACGCAAUGGAAAGAACGCUUCGACGAGAAAUCAUGCCGCGCUACCAUAUGUGGUGGCGUCCUCCAAUAGUAACGAUUCCACGGCGGACAAGGAAAGUACGUCUUCGCGCAGUGCCAGCCCAGCCGACUCAAAAAGCUCGGAUGAGAAAAAUCCAUCACAAGGCGGCAGCACUAAGGACGAACGCACGCAGCAACGUGUCCUGCGCAGUUCGCAUCGCGGUGGCAACGGAGGCAAUAGCAACAGUUCCACCAAGGAUGGCAACACGUCCGGUGUCGAUCGGUCAAACAAUUCCUCGCCUCAGAUGCAACAGCAAGGUAACAGUGGUUCACCAUCUCCACUGUCCAAUGCCAGUGGAUGCGAUUCAGCAGAAAGGGGUACCAGCGGACCGGGAACGUCUGGGACGAAUGGUGGGGAUAGUGGUCGAUCGGCUGGUUCUGUUCAGGCAAACAGUCCCGGCAGUAGUGGGACAGCAACGGCAACCGUGGGUGAGGGAGACAAUGGAACCUCGGCUGGAAGUGGUGGUAGUACUGGAACGGGUGGAAAUGGAAACCCAAAAAGUCCUUCCAGUGUGAGUGGUACAACCGGGGGAGGAAAUGCUGGUGCUUCCUUGCCAGGCGUUAGUAACAGUGGAUCGAGCGAUACCAGCGGUGCAGGAAGUGGCAGCACCGGUGGGACGAAUAACGCUGGAAAUGGAUCUUCCACUACUUCCGCCAAUGCACCUCCCGGUGCACCCAAUACCACUACAGGAACUUCCGGCAGUGGGACAUCUUCAACCGGUGGACAAUCCUCAUCGACCGGGACCGGGAACGGAUCAACACAAUCUCAAACGACCGGUAUCGGUGCGUCCCAAAGCACCAACUCAUCAUCCUCCACGUCCUCCUCUUCUUCGUCCUCUUCAUCUUCAUCCACAUCGGAAACAUCCGUCCAUCCACGUAAGCGUAAGAUAAAAACGAGUAAAGAACAAUCUUCUACCUUGUCUACAACGUCCGUCGGUGCUAAUGCAACCGGAACUGGAGCAUCAGCGGGAACGGCACCAUCCAGCUCAGCAUCCUCCUCGACGACUACCGCAUCUAGUAGCGGUGCAGCGGGUGCAGUCGCCAACGACGAAAAGAAGGAAACGCGCGAAGAAACACCCGAUGUUCAUCCGCACGAUCAACCGAUCACUAACUGUUACCAGAUGUAUUUGAACAUCCGCAAACAGAUCGAGCGGCGUCAGAAAAGUUUAUUCCCGGUGCAGCCGAAACCCCCGCAGGGUUUCAAGGACUACCUGAUGAACCGCUGCACGUACGCACUGGCCGGUAAAACCCCAACGGAACCGAACGUGCAGGUGCCCGCUACCUUGGCCGCCUCCCUGAAGGAUCUUUUCCAGGCACAGGAAAAGGAACGUCACAAACUCCGCAUGCAGCACAUCGUCGAGAAGGAGAAGCUGGUGCUGGCGGUGGAGCAGGAAAUAUUGCGCGUACACGGCCGGGCUGCCCGAGCCCUCGCCAACCAAUCGCUACCAUUUUCCGUGUGCACCAUCCUGAAGGACGAAGAGGUGUACAACAUCAUUACGCCGGAGCAGGAGGAAAAGGAUCGCAACGCUCGCAGCCGCUACAAUGGGCGGCUGUUUCUAAGCUGGCUGCAGGACGUCGAUGACAAGUGGGAGAAGAUUAAGGAAGCGAUGCUGCUGCGCCAUCACAACGAGGCGGAAAGUUUGCACGCAGUGCAGAAGAUGGACUGGGAGUGGAAGAUGAAGGAACAUUCGCUCUGCGAGUUUAAGGCGAAACCGAUCAUCGACGAUACGUACGUGCCGAUGGUGAACGUGAAUGAUGAUUUCGAUCUGCUACCAGCAUAGGCGUUUACGAUCAGUGGGAUAAGGGGUGUAUACUGCUCGGGGUAUAUACGGAAUAGAAACCGUUUCGCGUUUUUGCGAUACACAAACAUUCUUUUGAAUCAAUUCGCAUGGGGAAAGGAUAGAUUAUAGAAGGUGUUACUUCUAAUAGCAGGGUAUGAGAGAAAAAAAAACGGACGAUUGUUGAUGUAAAUAUAUGUAGUUUUAAUCUGCUACCAAUAAAAGUACUAAAAUUUAAAAUAA
Messenger RNA from Anopheles funestus (African malaria mosquito), 11496 nucleotides. Its product is annotated as ankyrin repeat domain-containing protein 11. Gene Ontology annotation, molecular function: protein binding. The transcript has 3 exons. Lineage: Eukaryota; Metazoa; Arthropoda; Insecta; Diptera; Culicidae. Gene Ontology annotation, cellular component: nucleoplasm. Bases 7765 to 11256 code for a protein of 1163 amino acids. The record is from RefSeq and is a predicted model, not a curated record.